ACUGGGAUCGGUCAGGUUAAACUUGUAUACAUAUGAAUAUAACCUGUUUUCGCAUAUAAUAUUUUAUACUCAAAACGUGCAUUUUGUGUAUUCGGUAGAAUACAGUAUAAUUUGCUAACUUUAAUCACUAAAUAAGUAAGAUAUGUAUUAUGGAAAGAACUUUCAGACUUCCUGAUUAGGCUUAUGGCAUUGACAGCUCAAUCAGCAAUUCCGUCGUCUGAGCCACGACCUCUGGAAUUUUUACAAUCUGGUAAAAUUGGGGGAGGUAAACGCGCUUGUGUCAGCUCAUCUACCGAUUCAACAUCUCAGAAAGGAGCGAGUUCUUCAGUGGAUCAACAUAAAUUGGAAAAGCGACAUUUGAGAAAGAAAGAUGAUAAAGGAAUAUCAGGAAAACUGCUGGAAAAGAAGGGAGUCAAGAAAAUACUCUAUGCUAACCCUAACUUGGUGCAUGUGAAAUCAGAAUAUAUUAACAGGCCAACGCAAGCGUAAUCAUGAUGCAGAGCUACAGAAGUCUACAUCUAGCUCUGGUACUUCCGCCCUGGUGCAGCAACUUACAAUAGCAGCGUACUGUACAGAAUCAACUAAAUAUAUGUCUACACAUCCUCGUCAGAAGCACGUCACUAACAAACUCGUCAAUUUUAUUGCCGGAAAACUGCAACCAUUCUCAAUGGUGGAGUCAAAAGGUUUUCCAGAUCUAAUGGCAGCCGUGAAUUCUCGGUAUAUUCUUCCCAGUCGAAAGCAUCGGUCUACAACGUUGAUCGACAGCAAGUUUGAUGUAGUCCAACAAAAAGUCAUCUCUCUACUGCAACUUGUACCAACUUCAAUGUUACUGUGGAUAUCUGGAGUAGCAGACAAAUGCACAGCUUGCUUGGAGCCAUUGGAAAAUGCAAACAGUCAUGCUGGCAUGUGUGCAUUUCAAAGGGCGUCACACAUCUGAUAACAUUGCAAUUCAAUAUAAUGAAAUAAUAAAUAUCUUUAACAUCAACAACAAGAUGUCAUAUGUGACAUCUGAUAACGCAUCCAACAUGAUCAAAACUUUCUGCCCGCUUGGAUUUGAGUUGCAAACAAUACCUAGUGGGGCCCAGCAUGGCCAGGUAGAUAAGGUGCUCGACUCACAAUCAGAGGGUCGCGGGUUCGAAU
This is a messenger RNA of Limulus polyphemus (Atlantic horseshoe crab), 1140 nucleotides long. RefSeq lists its product as uncharacterized. The record is from RefSeq and is a predicted model, not a curated record. Lineage: Eukaryota; Metazoa; Arthropoda; Merostomata; Xiphosura; Limulidae. The coding region runs from base 184 to 489 and encodes 101 amino acids. The transcript is spliced from 4 exons.